UUUUAUUUCAGAUCUUAAAAUGACACCAUGAAGAGAUCAAAAAAAUCAAAGAGUGUUUUGAACUGAAGGUUUUUAGUUACAAAAAAAGAGUUAAACCAUUGAUUGAUUAAACUCGAUUGAUCUGACGGUAUAAAUCGAUUUUACCAAGUGGCCACAGUGAUUAACGAAAAAUGAUGGUGUCACGGAGAAAGAUUUUGUCUCGAAGUAGAGAUCAAUUGAAUAUUGAGCAACCUCCAUUUCAGGAAGAGGAGGAGGAUGUGUGGUUCAAGAAAGAAAAACUUUUUAUGGAUCAUAUCCAGGAGGUUCUGAACAAAUGGGAAUCUAUAGAUGAUGAGAUUUGGGCCAAAAUCAUCGUUUUAGAACGUAACAGAAGGGUUGCUAAGGCAUAUGCAAGAGCUCCUGUGCUCACUGUAAACGGUUCAGAUGACGGAUUUGAUGGAUUUCGUAUCGGGUUGUCCGGAUUUGAUAAUCCAAUGCGAGAUCCUAAAACAGAAGAGGUUAAGAGGCAUAUUGGACAGGGUUGCAAAAUUAAGAUGGACGACAGUGGAAAUAUACUAAUUAAACGGAUUGCAAAGGCGAGCGUAUUUGUGAAAGCACUGACGGAGGAGAAUGCUGUUGCUCAGGAGAUUCUUAAACUUCAAAACAAUUCUCUAGAACUAGAUAAACCUCUAAAAUUGUUUGACAUGAAAAAGUUUCAACAAAAUGUUGGAAGAGAGUUAAAAAGAGCUUACCCAGACCGCAGAAAACUUGAAGCACAGGUCAGUCAGGGUCACGGUCAUCUUCUGUUUAGGGUCACUGUCAUCUUGAAGAAUGACAGAUCUAAUGUUGAUAUAAGAACCCGACCCCGUAUACCUAUACCUGACGAGGACCCCUACAGUAUAGCAGGAUCUCGAUCUAGCGGGUCUAGCGGAAAGCAUGAUAAGCAGCGAGGUGACCGGCCUCCUAAACUUCCUCCCAGAGAUACAGGAGGAUAUGGGCAUCCUAUCCCCAAGCCCGAUUAUGAGGGAGGAGGCGUAAUGGAGGAAUCAAAGUUCAGACAACAGCUCGAGCAAAGGAAUAAAAACCAUCAGAAGAAACACGAUGACCCGUACUAUUGCGGACUAAGAGCUCGCAUUCCAAACUUUGCAAAGUCGAAAUCACAGAAAGAACGAGAAUCAAAGAAGAAAUCAGCUGACGUCGCCAUUUUGACGUCGUUGCGACCCCAUUUUGACGAUGUUGGUCAAUUUGACCUCGGGCAUUUUUUUGAUUAUGAAUCUGACUAUUCUCAUAUUUAUGGUCGACUUCCUUUACCUUAUGGGAGAAUUCGACAAUAUCCAUCUCCAUCACAUCCCUCUAGUCGUCAGAUGUAUGUCAGCGAGUGGGAGUAAUCCCUUUCUACAAUUCCAAUUUAUUUCCCCAUUUUAGACACAUCAGAAGCUCUUAUCGUCUGCCGUAAGCUGAUAAAUUGAUGUCUAGUUUGCCGUGUUUAGAUCA
Messenger RNA from Eurytemora carolleeae, 1473 nucleotides. RefSeq lists its product as uncharacterized. The transcript is spliced from 16 exons. Gene Ontology annotation, biological process: regulation of DNA-templated transcription. Gene Ontology annotation, molecular function: protein binding. Bases 171 to 1367 code for a protein of 398 amino acids. Lineage: Eukaryota; Metazoa; Arthropoda; Copepoda; Calanoida; Temoridae. The record is from RefSeq and is a predicted model, not a curated record.